AGAACAGUUUAUUUGCGAUGAAUGGCAACUAUGACGUUUAUUGUGGCGAUUGAGCCUACCUUUCAGCAGUCGUUGAACGAAACACCAACAGUUUCUACAAGAUGGCGUCUUACGAACAGCAGUACAGCUAACACAAGCAUUGAAUGGAUUGGUCAGGUUGAAAACGGUAUCGUGUGAAGUGAAGAGAAGAGAAGUGGGUUUUUUCACGCCAUCGAAUUCCGCAACGGGUAGUGCAUAGUGAUUAUUUGACCCGUCGGAAAUUAUUGAUUCGCAUUGCAACCGUUUGUAAUAGACGAAUGUAGUGUUCGUGCAUCGUAAGAAAUAGUUAAAAUAUGAAUGAAUCCCGGUUUUUGAAUGAAAUUUCGGAAUAAAAAUUGUAAAUUUCACAUGGAAAGUGUUUUUCAUACAGCUCGAAAGUAGAUCAGUUCUCGUUGGUGUUGGUGUGUGUAGUAGUGUUGUUAUUCAUUAAACGCCACUUGAAUUACUGUGUGUGUAACAUUGCAAAUGUUGACAGACGAGUGUCAACGCAGAAUGGCAGACAAAGCGUAUGCAGUGCAGUGACGCGCUUUUACACACGAUUUUCAGAAUGGGAAUGUCCGGAUUGCAAAUUUUGUUUCCUUAUUGAAAAUUGUUACAGAUUUGAAGUGGAUGUUUAUGCAAUUGACAAGAGUGAAGUGUAAUUGAACGAGGAGUUUGAAUGAUCCAUGAGCGAUGAGAGGAGCGCAGUGAUUGAAAAAUCUCUGAUUGACUACAGUGUAGCAAUAAAGCAUCAAUUUUGUGGGAAACUCCCGCUAGCAGAAUGGCAUAUUAUCAAAUAGUACCAACAGACGAUCUGAAAAACUUGUACACACAGCUCAAUAUUGAAAAUGGAGGAAUACAGCUUGUGAUGGGAGAUGAUGUCCAGUUUGGCUCACAACAGGUGAUACUGACUCCGGAACAAUCCGAUUUGAUAUUGAAUGAAAACAAUCAACACCAGUUGCCACAAAUUGUCUAUCAGACUCAGCCGCAACAAACACAGCCUUCGCCGGCGCAACCACCGCGGCCACAACAGCAGCAACAUGAAACUCACUAUUUAAUACAGCAAGACGAUGGAGCGUUAACGGAGGCGUUUGGACAGCCCAGUCAAGCUCAACAUAUCUACUAUUCAGAAGUUCAAAACGACAAUUCACAGAUGAUUCCAACUAAUUUAGUUCACGAACAACCGCAGCAAUCCACACUGCAUACUAUGCAGACGGCUGCGGAACAGAUGCAACAGCAACAACAACACCAAGUAUUGCAAGUCGUUCAUGGUGUUCCUCGCCCUGGUCAGCAGAUAAUUCUGAGACAACAGCCUUCUGAAUCAAACAAGCAACAACAGUCGCAGCAGCAAAUUUCAAUUCAGCAAUCGCCGCAGCAUAUAUUAACUCACCAACAACCGACACAAGUAAUUUUACAACAUCAGCCUGGACACCAAAUAGUUCAUCGACAGCAACAGCCGCAACAGCAGCAAACUCAACAUCAAAUAAUUUACGAGCAUGUUCAGCCACAAGGCAACACGGUUCAGCAAAACAUUCAGUUGACUUCGCAAUUGGUGCAUCAAUCCAAUGCUGCUCAGCAAGUUUCCCAAAUGCAGCAGGCACAGCAACCAACUCAACGCGUUAGUAUCCAGAAAAUUACACCUCAACAACAUCAGCAAUUUAUACAGCAACAACUGCAUCAUCAACAACUCUCGCAACAGCAGGUAAUUCAGCAGCCAGCGCCAAUGUUGCAACAACAACCCGGUAUUCGUCCCUGUUUAAUCAUAACCAAACCUCAGAAUCCGCAGGUGCAACAAAAUACAGCAGUAUCAGUUGCCCAACAACAACAGCAGCAAUCGCAAAUACAACAACCACAAACCGGUGCCCGUGCUCGUAAUUAUCGUCCUCGUCCUCCUAAAAUUAAUACCUCACGACCACGUGCUAAUGUUCCUGUUACAUCCGUAGCAUCAAAUCAACUCGUUCGGCCCACGAAAGCAUCAAAUCAGACAGCGAAAAUCGCUCAGCCUCCGGUCAUUCGUCAGCCAGGAGUAGUCCAACAGCAGCAAGCUGCUGGUGCUCCCCGGGCCAACAUCAUAUUGACCAGUGCCGGUCAAAAAAUCGUAACACUCACUAAUCGUGCUCCGCAGCUAGUGCCGACUUCGUUUUCUACUGCAAAGGGAUCCCCUGUCAAGCGAGUUCUAGCGACAUCCUCGGCUUCACAGACGCCUCAACUAGCUCAGGCUUCACAGGCACAACAACAACAACAACAACAACAGCAACAACAACAACAGCAGCAGCUUUCAACCGACAAUUCAUCGCAACAACAGCAACCAACUUCACAACAAACUCAAAAAUCUUCCAGUUAUAAUAAUGAUUUGGAAGAUCUCGAGGACAGCAUUCAAGCAGCCGUUGUUGCCAAAGCCCCACCAAAUUCUACAAUUACAGGGUCUCCCCAAUCUACCACGAUAGACCAGCCAGUAAUAUAUCAGCAAGCACCCGGACCAUCAAUCCAACAGCCACAACAACAGGCAACGCAACCACCGGCUACUCAAAUAGUUCAGCAACCUUCUCAACAGAUUAUUCAGCAGCCUUCUUCACAACCACAACAGCAACCUUCGUCACUCUUCGACGAUCCUAACAGCAUCAUUCAGCUAGGAAACGGCCAAACUAUGACCGCUGCUCAAUUUCGUUCCUUCCAAGAAAAGCAACAAUUGCGUCAACAGGAAAAUCUACGUGGAGGUUUCGCUCAGCGUGGUCGUGGUGUUGUGACUGCUCGUGGCAUGGUCAUACGAAAGUCUGUUCCACUGAAUCGUCAACAGCUUGCUCUACAGCAACAGCAACAACAACAGCAGCAGCCACAACAACAACAACAAAAUGCACAAAUGCAACUAACGCAGUCGCAACAUCACCUUAUUCAGCAACAACAGCAGCAACAGAUGGUUCAGCCGCAGCAGCCACCCCCUCCACCACCACCGCCAGAACCGGAACCAAGAGAGAGUGCCAAAAUGUUGGUUAUUCUGCAGAGUGGCGAACAACGUUUAAUUACGUUUACUCUACCAAAGGAAAGUUGCACCGUACAGGAGUUGUUAGAGCAGGUCGGUGUGCAAUUCUCGCCCGAUAGCAACAUUCAGUGUAUCUCAAAUCCUGGCGGGGAUAUUGAUUAUAUUGUUACCGUCGGUGUUACCAUGCAAGAAACUAGCGAGUAUCUCAAGGCGGCGGAAAAUACGAUAAAAAGCCAGCAGCAGCAAUUACAGCAACAAGCGCAAUUGGCUCAACAACAACAACAACAACAGCAAAUGGCUCAACAGCAGCAGCAGAUGGCACAGCAGCAACAACAACAACAACAGCAAUCGCAUCAGCAACAGUUGCACCAAUCGCAACCUAUGCAUCAUCAAUCUCCGAUGUCUGUGCCGCCGCAGCAAAUGCAGCAGACACCAUCGAUUCAUCAGCAAUCUCGUUUCAACGAUUCAUUCCGGGCGACUAUGACCCCUUCAACUCCUGCUCCGUUGGUACAAACACCGCAGCAUGCCGUUCCCGCUGUCGAAACUUCAAAAUCGAAUCUCGAUCAAUCCGAUUGCAAGAAAGAGCCUCCUGUGAAAAUCGUUAAAGGUUUUUUGGCAGUAUGUCAAACUUGCGGCUAUACCGGGCUUGAUCAUGCAAAGUGUCAACGGUGUAAACGCAUUUUCACCGAAGUACCCCGUCGAGUACCAGAGCCAGAUAAACCGUUGGCAUCGCCACAUCCACCACCACUCGUUCCGACGGCAGCGUCAACGCCGAUUAAUACCAAGGUUUUCCUGACCAAUGAUAAAUCCGCUCCUGUAAGCAUAGAACGCGAUCCAACUGUUAAUGUGAAGGGGAUUAGUCUGCAAAAAAAGUCGUCACAAACAUCACUCGGAAGCAUGCUAUCGAUUCGAGGUAUGAACAGGGGGGCAUCUGCAGCCAAUCGCGGCGGACGAGGUGGUCGUGCGAGAGGAGCUGGCUCCAAAUAUCAGGAUGUUGAACCUGUCGUCUUUACACUGAGCAGCGAUGACGAAGACCAUGAGCAUGGUGAUAAGUCCAAAACUGAAAGCAAGUCGAUGUCGAUAAGCGGCUCUCAGAAGCCUCCUGUUUCGAUGAAUGUUGAAAAGCGGGAGCCACUCAAAUGUGAACCAAUAAUAGCAGAAACUGAUGGAAUUGAGAACCCAACUCGUUUAGAUGUAACUGACAUCGAAAAUAGACCAGACGGUCUUAUUACACAUCUGGAAUGCCGCACUAUUCGCAUCGGGACGCUCAAGUACGACACAUCCGAGAAGGUAACAAUAUCUUCUCGAGGGGUACGCAUCAUUGCACCGAAUGUGAGGCGGGUAAAUUUCAACUGUACACUGGAUCUACAGUUUUAUGAAAUUGUCAAGGCAGUAGUUCAUUUUUCAAAAACUUUGAAUGUGAUGUUUUUAUAUAUGCUGCCAUCGUGUGGUGCGUAUAUUCGCAAUGAAUUGGAAAUGGAAGGGGAUGGUAAACUACCUUACUUUAAUCCGGUGAGUCGUCAGGAUGACAGUCAUCGUCGCAUCACACUGGUGAUGGACCGAAUUUCGGAGGAGUCCAAAUCGAUUGUGAAGAGUAUCUUAUCAUCAGAUAAGCUCGAGGAAAUUUCCGUUCGAGAUGCUAAUGAACUUCUGCAGCGAUCUUGUGGAGGAAAUAAGGGAUCGGAGAACAGUCCAAACAAUGCUAGCGGGAACUCUGGUGAUUUAGCGGAGAUUAGAAAAAUUCUUAUAUAUCCGCAAGGCAAGGGCGGAAUUUCGAUAAACACAGAAGACUACAUGUGUCUGGCGAUUGACCAGUAUUUGAAUGAUAUAAUAAUCGAUUUUUAUCUGAACUAUCUCAAGCUGGAGUUACUGAAGGAUGAAGAACGCAGAAGUGUUCAUAUAUUUAGUACAUUUUUCUAUAAACGCUUGACUACGAUUGGUACACGACACAAGGGUCAGGAAAAGGAUCAAAAACUGAGUGCAUCGCAGAAGAGACAUGCACGGGUUGCUAGUUGGACUAAGAAAGAAAAUAUUUUCGAAAAACAAUUUGUUGUUAUUCCUAUUAAUGAGCAGUCUCAUUGGUUCCUAGCCAUUAUAUGCUUCCCGGGGCUUGAGAUGCCAGUUUCGAUUAAUAGUAACACACCAACGCCUAUCAAGCGGAAAAAAGUAGCACAGAAAAGUAAAAACUUGACACUUCAAAUAGGGAACACCACGAUCACGCCUGUUUCAAAACGUGAUUUGGAAUCGAUCAAUCUCGGUGAUGAUGACAUGAGUGAACGGGACGAGGCAGAGGGCGAUGACAGUGAAUUGGCUAGUGAUAUUGAAGAGACAGAUGAAGAGCCCAACGAGGGCAAACAACCGGUCAAGCAACCUAUUAUUUUGAUAUUCGAUUCAUUGACUGGAGCAUCGCGAAGUCGAGUCGUUGCCACAUUACGGGACUAUUUGACCUGCGAGUACAAAAGCAAGAUGCCAAACAAACCGCCCAAAGUAUUCAACAAAAACAACAUGCCCGGCCAUUGUGUUAAGGUGCCACAGCAAAACAACUUCACUGAUUGUGGGCUGUAUUUGUUGCAAUACGUUGAACAUUUCUUUUUGGAUCCCAUCAAAGACUAUCGCAUACCAAUUAAAUUACAAGAUUGGUUCGACACAAUCACUGUGACGAAAAAACGUGAGGACAUUUCAAAUCUUUUGAAAGAACUUAUAAAAAAGCACAAUCCCAAUGUGUUACCGCUUCCCGAAAUUAAAUUUCCUACAUUGAACGGUAAGCUGAUUGUCGAUCCCGAUGAUAGCUUUAAUGAUGCUGAAUUUGAGGAAGAGGAAAUGGAAGACGAGGAGUACUUACCUGGAACAGAAUCAUCCGGUAACGAACGUGUGGCGGAGGAAGAAUCGAGUAAAGUGGUAUCAACUGUAGUACACAAAAAGACGAUAAAACUCAAACGAUUCAACUCCUCGGGAGCACCAGUUCCAACGGUUACAACGCCGACUUUGGCAGCCGUUUCAAGCGGACAGUCGCUUCUGGCGACAUCCCAGAAAAGGCCACUGGACAGCAGUGGUGGCAAAACGAGCCAAGACUGUAGUAUAAGGCCCAAGGCACCUAAGAUCAGUGAUAGCCCUACUAAAAUAGUUACUACACAAAAUUAGAGAUUGCGUAAUCAUCGACAGAGCUUCGAAAGGUUCCGUUACUAAUCAGAGUUGAAGCAGGUCUGGCAACGUCAGUGAUGUUGAUAAUUGUAAAAAAAAAGGAACUGAAAAAAGCUGGCUGCGAACUAUUUCGACACGCAUGAUUAUUCUUUCCGUUUUAGACGAUAUUUUUUAAGGUUAUAGUAUACCUAAUGAUUGAUGAGCAAUGAACAAGAGAAAACACAUUUUCGUGUUCUAGUGACAAAAGCAGGUUCAAUGUUUGUUUAGCUAGAUGUAUAUUUUGAAUUUUUUUACUCGGAAAUACAUUACAAAACAUUCAAACAA
Molecule: messenger RNA, 6463 nt
Organism: Malaya genurostris
Lineage: Eukaryota; Metazoa; Arthropoda; Insecta; Diptera; Culicidae
Gene: velo
Product: histone-lysine N-methyltransferase 2D
Exons: 10
Coding region: 800-6139 (1779 amino acids)
Biological process (GO): protein desumoylation
Cellular component (GO): cytoplasm; nucleus
Molecular function (GO): SUMO-specific endopeptidase activity
Source: RefSeq, a predicted model, not a curated record